AUGGCAGACGAGAGCGAUGCGGCUGGGGACCCUCAGCCGGCACCAGCCCCUAUCCGACGCCGCUCCUCUGCCAACUACCGAGCCUAUGCCACGGAGCCACACGCCAAGAAAAAGUCUAAGAUCUCCGCCUCGAGGAAACUUCAGCUGAAGACUCUGAUGCUGCAGAUUGCGAAGCAGGAGAUAGAGCGUGAGGCAGAGGAGCGACGUGGAGAGAAAGGGCGCGUUCUGAGCACUCGGUGCCAGCCUUUGGAGUUGGAUGGGCUGGGCUUUGAAGAGCUUCAGGACUUAUGCCGGCAGCUCCAUGCUCGGGUGGACAAAGUGGAUGAGGAGAGAUACGAUGUGGAAGCAAAAGUCACCAAGAACAUCACUGAGGUGGGAAUCUUGGGGAGUCUGGGCACCCUCACAGUAGACUGCCAUCCCCAGGUCUGUGGCUUCAGGCUGAGAGCUAUGGCUGUCUGGGCUUGAGAACUCGGAGCAGAAAGCAGUUAGCGGCGUGCCUACACCGUGGGAAAGGAAGUUGUUUCAGCAGAGAGACGGCACAAGGCAGCAUGACUGGACUAUUGAAUAGUAAAUUAAUUGAGACCCUGUCAGGGAGUCAAGAUCUGCACAUUGCUGGGCUGGGCUGUUAGAAGCUUUGAUGGGGCCGGAAACAUCCAAAAGAGCAUGCAUGCAGUUGGAGGCAUUUUCUCUUUCUUUCUUUCUUUCUUUCUUUCUUUCUUUCUUUCUUUCUUUCUUCCUUCCUUCCUUCCUUCC
This is a messenger RNA of Alexandromys fortis (reed vole), 753 nucleotides long. It is a transcript of the gene Tnni3, whose product is annotated as troponin I3, cardiac type. The record is from RefSeq and is a predicted model, not a curated record. Bases 1 to 465 code for a protein of 154 amino acids. Gene Ontology annotation, biological process: cardiac muscle contraction; skeletal muscle contraction. The transcript has 6 exons. Gene Ontology annotation, cellular component: troponin complex. Lineage: Eukaryota; Metazoa; Chordata; Mammalia; Rodentia; Cricetidae.